Molecule: messenger RNA, 2145 nt
Organism: Penicillium griseofulvum
Lineage: Eukaryota; Fungi; Ascomycota; Eurotiomycetes; Eurotiales; Aspergillaceae
Exons: 10
Coding region: 1-2145 (714 amino acids)
Biological process (GO): purine nucleotide metabolic process
Cellular component (GO): cytosol
Molecular function (GO): GMP kinase activity
Source: RefSeq, a predicted model, not a curated record
AUGAGUGAGGGAAAUCCACCGUCGGCUACUCCUAGCGCAAAAUCUAAGAAGAAUAAGAAGAAGGCCGCAAAAGCCAAAGCCGACUCCAAAACCGACGAGCAUCCAGAGGAUGCGCCAGACGAUAACAAUGAUACUAACGAGCCCCAUGAUGCCAACGAGGACCCCAUACAAGCGCCAGAGUCCAACGGCGCCAAGCCCAACACGAUAGAUGGCAAUCUACCAGAUCGGUCUGUCCAUAAGGAGCCCGCGGCUACUAGCGAUAUACCCUCAGGAACCAAUGUCCAAUCCGAUCCCGCUUCCGAUGGCACCGAGCCAAAGGACCGAUUCGAUGCACUUGUUCGAGAUCGAGACUCGUUGCGCGCCGAAGUAGCCGACAUGCGAAAAUCAUUGGAAGAGAUUCAAUCCAAGCACGCUGCCGACAUGGAGGCUCUGCAGCAGAAAUUGGACGACGCGGAGACCAAAAAGGAGGAGGCGGAAACGCAGUUCCAGAAGCUCCUAGAACGAGUUAAUACCAUCAAAUCGCAACUAGGGGAGCGGCUGAAGGAGGAUGCUGAGGAAUUGGCUUUAGCGCGAUCACAAAUCGAAGACCUCGAAGAUGAGAACAACAACCUGAAGGAUGAGCUCGAUUCAAAGUCCACCCAGCUGGUUGAACUAUCGGGGGAAUCAGCGGAGAAGGAGAAGGAGCUGUCUACUCUUCGGGAGCGGACGAACUUAUCCCAGCAGAAUUGGUUGAAGGAGAAGGAAGAAUUGCUGGAGCAAGAGUCAUACCUCCAGUCAGAGUUUGAACAAGCGAAGGAAGCUAUGCAUAAUUGGGAAAUCCUUGCGAUGGAGGAGCGAUCCAUUCGGGAGAACCUGAACGAGAAGGUCGGGGAUCUGGAGGAGCAACUCAGCAGCCUGAGAGAUGGCUAUGAACGAGCCACGAAUGAACGUGACACCCAACAGUCAACCGUUGACGGCCUUCAGCGGGCUUUACAGGAAAUUCAGUUAGCGAGAAAGCAAGAGCUACGGGAGCUUGUCGAGAGCUCUGAUUCUCAACUAGAGGACCUCAGACGCUCUCUGCGGGAAGCACAGAAGCAGGCCACUGAUGCCGAUAAGGGUCUCCAGAAUGCCCUGGAAGAGAUUGAGCGAGUCCGGCCAUUUGAGAAAGAGGUGAAGGAGAAGAACCUUCUCAUUGGAAAGCUACGACAUGAGGCCGUCACGUUGAAUGACCACUUGACGAAAGCCCUACGAUUCCUUAAGAAAGGGAAACCGGAGGAUAACGUUGACAGACAUAUUGUCACCAACCAUUUCCUACAUUUCCUUGCUUUAGACCGAUCUGAUCCGAAGAAAUUCCAAAUACUGCAACUGAUCGGUGCACUCUUAGGCUGGAACGAUGAGCAACGUGAACAGGCAGGUCUUGCCCGCCCAGGAACCUCGAAUAUGUCCGGGAAGCUCCGAGUUCCCGGCACUCCCCUCCGCACUCCGAGCACACCCAACCUGGCGGAGUUUAUGGAUAAUGGUGCCUCUAGUAAAGAGACGUUAGCCGAACUAUGGUCUAAUUUCCUGGAGCAAGAAGCGGAGGUGGCCUACCGCCCUAUUGUGAUUUCGGGCCCAUCAGGGACUGGAAAAUCGACUCUACUCAAGCGAUUGUUCGCUGAGUAUCCUGAUACGUUUGGAUUUUCUAUCUCGGAAACCACACGAUCCCCGAGACCCGGCGAGCAACAUGGCCGUGAAUAUAACUUUGUCACAAAGGAGGCUUUCCUCGACCUAGUGGCCAACAAUGGAUUUAUUGAACAUGCUCAAUUCGGCGGCAACUUCUAUGGAACAUCAGUUCAGGCUGUCAAGAAUAUCGCUGAGAAAAAGCGUAUCUGCAUAUUGGACAUUGAGAUGGAAGGCGUCAAACAGGUGAAGCGGACGGAUCUCCAUGCGCGUUUCUUGUUCCUUGCGCCACCUUCUCUCGAGGUGUUGGAGCAGCGCCUCCGUGGCCGUGGCACUGAAACUGAAGAAUCUUUACAGAAAAGACUCAGCCAAGCUCGGAACGAGCUUGAGUACGCAAAGCAGCCCGCGGCUCACGAUAAGAUCGUUGUUAAUGAUGAUCUCGAGAAGGCGUAUGCUGAGCUACGCGAUUGGGUUGUUGACGGUGGUAAGUUCGGUGCUGCACAAUAG